AUGGGGCGCGCCGACGAACACGCGCCGCUGCUCACCCGCGGGCGCGGGUCCCGGCUGGAUAACCGCCUCGCGCUGUGGGGCGAUAACAGCAACGUCAAGCGCGCGGGGUUCAUCGCGACCCUCGCGCUCCUCGGCCUCGUCGCCCUCGUCGUGGGCCGAACGUCGCACGUGAAUCAGGUGAACAGCCUGAACCUCCGGCGCGAGUCCGCCGAGAAGCUCGCGUCGCGCAACAACGCGUACAGGGACGCGCGAUGCUCCGUGUCGUGGAUCGUGCACACCGGAGCUCUGUCGGGAGGCGCCGCGCUGGAGGAGACCGUGCGAGACCUGCAGCGCAUCGCGGGAGUCGCCGCGAACAAGGAGUGGAUGCCUGACGGGACGACGCGGAUCAAGUACGGCGUCCCGCAGUUCCUCCAGGUGCCGUCGCUGCCCAAAGAUUUCGACUUCGCCGCCAACCAGACGGGCGACGGCUCCUUCGACGCUCGCCUGUCCAGAACCAUCCGCGAGCCCCUCCUGCGGGCCAUCGACGCCGGCCACCGCGGGGCGUUCACCGUGUCCCACGGCGUGGACGCCCCGGGUCUGCUCACGAUGGAGACGUUCGUGACCAACCUCCGGGCCGACCUCGACGACCGAAGAUGCGACUUGGUCGUGGUAGCCGCCAUCCGCGAUCCGGUGGCGCACCGAGUGGGCGAGUGGAUCCACGCGCACGCGCAUGACCCCGACCUCUUCAUCGACCGCGAGCUCACCACGGUGCUCACAAAGACCCCGGGGUUUCCGGUGGGCGAGGGUUCCGUGCUGUUCCCGCAGACGAGGGCGCUUUUGUUUGCGGGGGAACUCGCCAGCGCCGACGCUUCAAACGCGCUUCGCGAACGACUUUUGGCAACAGAUAAAAACCCCGCACUCGCCGGCGUGGGCGCCAAGGAAGCCCUGGAGGCUUUCCAGUUCGUCGACGGCGUCGUCGCCGAGGUUGAGCGCCGCGCGGCGAACGAUUCCCCGCACGCGACGCUCGCGGGCGUGCUCGACGCCAAAGACUCCCGCGGCGGCGCGCUCGCCGCGAGGUUCGACCUCGCCAAGUCGUUGCUCGCGAAGAUCACCCAGCGGUUCGUCAACACCUUCGACGUCGUGCUCGUGACGAAAUCGGACGAACACGAGGGCUUGCGCAGGCUCGCGGAGAAGCUGGACUGGCGCGCGGAGGCUUUGCGGGAUCCGGCGACGGACCAAUCGGUCGCGUUGGCGCGAUCCAUCGCCAAGAACGCGUCGCCCGAUUUCGCGGAUGGCGCGUUCAGGCGGGACCUGUCCGGUCUGCCGUUCGAGACGAGACGUGCGGUGAACCGGUGGGGCGAGCUCGACGGCGCUCUGUUCGUCGUCGCGGAGGCGCAGAAGGAACGGCUGAAAACGGUCGAAGACACGAACCGUCUCGGCGCGGCGGCGAACGGGGUGAGCGAGGAGGAGAGCGCGGCGCGCGAGGCGGCGACGCGACGAGCCUCGCCGGUGGAACUGUGCGGGGAUGCGAAGCGUCGCGGCGUGACCGACGCCGCGGAGCUGGUGCGUCUGAGCUUCGAGAAGGAGGGCGGGUUGACGCACGUGGCGCGGGACUUACAGGCGAGGGUUAAAGACGGGAAGGGAUGUUUCGACGGCGCGCUGCGAUUCCUUCGGGAGACGGACGCGACGCCGGUGCCGGCGGAGGUUGUCCGCGCGGAGCGCGGCGGUUCGUAUCACGCGGCGGCGGUGGUCUCGAUGGAGGCGAGCAUGCAGCCGGGGACGCCGAAAGAGGAGGCGUACCUCAUCGCUCUCAAAAACAGAGCGUCGGCGCUCCGAGGCGUCAAAACGCGAUGAAACGCGCGACUUGACUUGUAAUAAAUCGGAAUCAUUCGCCG
Messenger RNA from Micromonas commoda, 1874 nucleotides. RefSeq lists its product with no specific name. NCBI's taxonomy places the organism in Eukaryota, Viridiplantae, Chlorophyta, Mamiellophyceae, Mamiellales, Mamiellaceae. Bases 1 to 1833 code for a protein of 610 amino acids. The record is from RefSeq and is a predicted model, not a curated record. The transcript is spliced from 2 exons.